AUGGAUGGCUUCACUCUCCCAGAGAUUCCCCCUCACAUCCUCCAGCCUGGUGUGAAAAAGGAAGAUAUCGAUGCCGAGGCGAUAAUAGAGGGCUGGCUUUCUAAGCUCAACCAAGUGUUUGAGUCCAGAUCCUUCACCGGCAAUCUUGACCACCUUUUCAUCGAUGAUUGCUGGUGGAGGGAUAUUGUCGGCCUCCAUUGGAAUUUCUCCUCCAAGCGCGGCAAAGAAAGCAUUGCAGAAUAUUUAUCUUCAGCACCCAACACACUAUCCGAAAUCAAAACCUCGCGGUCCGGCGGAAUCAAGCCUUUUAUGAUUGAAGUUCCUGGGAUGAUAUGGGUCCAAAGUGCCUUCAAUUUCAAAACAUCUUUCGGUUCAGGGACAGGCUUAGUCAAGUUGUUGAAUGUUGAAGGAAAUGAGUGGAAAGCAUGGACCGUUUUCACACAGCUGGAGAAGCUGGACUUCCAGAAGGAAAUCGAAGUAAAGCGACAACAGCAUCCCGCUUCACGAAGCAAGAACAAUUCUUUGCCCAAUGGUCCAGGAACCCAGGAGUCUUCAGCUUCACGCGAGGAUCUGCAGGUUUUGAUCGUCGGGGCGGGUCAAGCAGGACUUUCCCUCGGUGCUCGCCUUCAUCAUAUGGGCAUCAAAACGGUCAUCGCGGAGAGGCAUGCUCGCGUGGGCGAUGUCUGGAGAAAGCGGUAUCUCUCGGUCAGACUGAACACGCCUACGUACACAGACCAUCCGCCAUUCAUGAAGAUUCCUGAAACCUGGCCUCGUUGGCUGUCUGGUGCCCAAGUGGCCAGCUUCUGGGAACACUACCAGGAGAUGAUGGGCCUUGACGUUCUAACGAGUGCGAAUGUGGUCAGCGCAGUAUACAGCGAAUCAGAGAGAAGAUACAAGGUCAUUAUCCAGCGCGAUGGUUGGACCAUGACUCUACACCCUCGCCAUGUGGUCCUUGCUACAGGUGUCUUCAGUGACAGGCCCAUCGUUCCAAGCUUCCCAGGCCAAGAGCAAUUCCAAGGCCGGAUCUAUCACUCGAGCCAACAUAGUACAGCUCAGUCAGUACAAGACCUGCACCAGAAGAACGUGGUAGUCAUUGGCCCGGGUACAAGUGGUCAUGAUGUGGCACAAGACUUCGUCAACCACGGAGCGAAGGCGGUGUCUUUGAUCCAGCGCAACCCUAUCUUUUUCCUCUCCGCAGAGUCAUGUGAAGCUAUCCAGCUGUUCCUUUGGAAAAUGGAGGGACUCACAACCGAGGAGGCUGACCUGAUCGGCAACUCGACUCCUCUAGCUGUUAUCCGUACCAUGAGUAUCGGAAUGACGAAAGCAAUGGCUGAGAUGGACAAGGACACGAUAGAAGGCCUAAAGAAGGCGGGGAUGGUACUAAACACGGGUGAAGAUGGCUACGGGCUCGCCGAUUACCAGCUUAUCUACGGAGGAAGAUAUUAUCUGGAUCAAGGGGCGAGCGAAAUGGUUAUGGAUGGGCGAAUUAAAAUCCACAACUGUGAAAAGGGUGUAAAGGAAAUCCAGCAAGAUGCCAUUAUAUUGGAAAAUGGCUCCCAGGUCAAGGCCGAUAUCAUCGUGUUGGCCACUGGUUAUCAUAGCAAUGUGGAAACAGUCGAGAAGAUACUGGGUUCCGAAGUUGCCCAGAAACUCGACUCGAAUUUCGGCCGCAUGGAUACUGAGAAUGAAAGAGCAGGUUGGUGGCGUCCGACGGGGCAGCCAGGCUUUUGGUUCAUGACAGGAAGCUUCAUGUGGUGCCGCCAGUACUCGCUGGCCCUUGCGCUGCAAAUCGCAGCAGUUGAAAAGGGAUUCAAUAAAUCUCAUUAUGGAAAGAAGUAA
Clonostachys rhizophaga is the source of this 1839-nucleotide messenger RNA. NCBI's taxonomy places the organism in Eukaryota, Fungi, Ascomycota, Sordariomycetes, Hypocreales, Bionectriaceae. The record is from the annotation of a GenBank genome assembly.